AAAGUAGAUCUGCCGAUGAAUUGCAUCCCAGGUAAAAUCCUGUUCCGGAGGAGUCAUAUUCGAGACGUAGCUGUGAAGAGACUGAAGCCCAUUGAUGAAUAUUGCAGGGCACUCGUCAGGCUUCCUCCUCACAUUUCACAGUGUGACGAAGUCUUUAGGUUCUUUGAGGCUCGACCAGAGGACAUUAACCCCCCCAAAGAGGACUAUGGAUCCUCGAAAAGAAAAUCAGUUUGGAUGUCCAAUUUUCCUGAAACUCCCAGGAAGGAAGUUAGAGGUGCUGAUGCUAGCUCCGAACCCAUGAUCCUGGAGCAGUAUGUGGUGGUGUCCAGCUAUGAGAAACAGGAAAACUCUGAGAUCAGCCUUCAGGCUGGGGAAGUCGUGGAUGUAAUAGAGAAAAACGAAAGCGGCUGGUGGUUUGUGAGCACAGCAGAGGAACAGGGCUGGGUCCCUGCCACAUACCUGGAAUCCCAAAAUGGCACUAGAGACGAUUCUGAAAUUAACACAUCCAAAGCUGGGGAAGUUUCUAAGCGACGCAAGGCUCAUCUGAGGCGCCUGGACCGGCGAUGGACGCUGGGCGGGAUAGUCAACAGGCAGCAGAGUCGAGAAGAGAAAUAUGUCACAAUCCAACCGUACACCAGCCAAGGGAAGGACGAGAUUGGGUUUGAAAAAGGGGUCACCGUGGAGGUCAUCCAGAAGAACCUGGAAGGAUGGUGGUACAUAAGACAUCUAGGUAAAGAAGGCUGGGCCCCAGCAUCGUAUCUGAAGAAGGCUAAAGAUGAUCUUCCCUCUAGGAAAAAGAACUUAACUGGGCCAGUGGAAAUUAUAGGCAACAUCAUGGAGAUCAGUAACCUACUGAACAAGAAACCCUCCAGUGACAAGGAAACCCAAGCAGACAACGAAAUGGCAGAGUCCCACGUUGCGAAGAAAGAAAUCAGCUUGCCCAUCCUCUGCAACGACUCGAACGGCAAUGCGAUGAUGACCCCCGACAAGCAGGCUUCAAAACUGACUCAGGGAUCUCCUGCUGUAGCGAGGAUUGCACCACAAAGAGCUCAAAUCAGCUCUCCAAAUCUAAGAACUAGGCCUCCACCUCGGAGAGAAUCCAGUCUGGGCUUCCAGUUGCCUAAGCCCCCCGAGCCUCCAUCCGUGGAAGUGGAAUACUACACUAUUGCAGAAUUCCAGUCUUGUAUUUCUGAUGGAAUAAGCUUUCGCGGUGGCCAAAAGGCAGAGGUUAUUGAUAAGAACUCUGGUGGCUGGUGGUAUGUACAGAUUGGAGAGAAAGAAGGGUGGGCUCCAGCGUCAUACAUUGAUAAAAGGAAGAAGCCCAAUUUAAACAGAAGAACUAGUACUCUAACCCGACCCAAGGUCCCUCCUCCAGCCCCUCCCAGUAAACCAAAAGACUCUGAAGAAGGAACAGCUCCUGGGACUGUUUCAUCGGGAGACACCCAGGACUCCCCACAAAAGCUUAAGUAUGAAGAACCAGAGUAUGAUGUACCUGCCUUUGGUUUUGACUCCGAGUCGAAUGAGAGCCAUGGAGAUGAUAGCUCCUUGGAAAAACGUAUGUUUCAGACACACAAGCCGUCCCCUGCCUCAUCCCUGCAGAGAGCGAAGUUCAGAGUUGGCGAGUCUUCCGAAGAUGUUGCCCUCGAAGAAGAGAUCAUCUAUGAAAAUGAGGGAUUCAGACCAUAUGUGGAGGACACUUUGUCAUGUAAAGAAUCUAGUGGAGACUCGGAUUCCCAAAAAAGCUCCUCGCUCGCUCUCAUCAGAAGAAACUCUCCAUGCUCCAAUUCCCCCAAAUCAUCACUCCUGAAGCUUAAAUCGGACAAAAGUGUUCAGCCCGAUCUUGGAAAAUGUCCCUUUUCUAGGAGCGAAGAGACAAAACCCAGAUCCGCCUCAGAUGUUGGCCUACAUAGCAUGCCAAAAGUAAGUGCAAAGAAGGAGUCUGGACUGAGCCCUUCCACCAAAGCAAAGCCCAUGGUCAGACCCAAACCUUUCCUCAAUAAGGCAGAUUCUCAGGGCCAAGAAAUAAUGGAUAUUAGCACUUUAAGGCGUCAGCUGAGGCCAACUGGGCAGCUCAGAGGUGGACUUAAAGGUUCAAAAAGCGAAGAGUGUGAAAGCUCUCCACAAAUAGCUCCUGAGAACCAGGAAGACUCCCUUAGAAGAAGCUCAGCAGAUCUCAUUACAUCUCCCUCCCAUUCCAUUUUCUGCUCUAACCAUCCAGCCAAGACCGAGCAAGAGAACGAUGCAAAAUGUUUCUAUGUGACCACUGACUCUUACCAGAAGGUUCAGGAUUCUGAACUCUGCUUCCCAGCAGGAGUGGAAGUGGAAGUGCUGGAAAAGCAAGCCAGUGGGUGGUGGUACAUGAAGUAUGGAGAUAUGGAAGGGUGGGCUCCUUCCCACUACCUGGUACUUGCCGAUAACCAACAACGAGAAACCUCAGCCACAGAGACUGACCUCUCGCUGCCCAGGAACAGAAGAAAUGAAAGCAAGUCCAAUAGCUUGGAGAAGAUAGAGAAAAGAGUUCAGGCUUUGAACACCAUCAACCAGAGCAAAAAAGCAACGCCCCCCAUCCCAAGCAAACCCCCUGGCGGCUUUUCCAAAACUUCAGGGUCUGUGAAAAUGAGGAAUGGGGUGAGACAAUUAGCAGUGAGGCCACAGUCUGUGUUCGUCUCCCCACCCCCGAAGGAUAAUAAUUUGCCAUGCUCCUUGCGCAGGAAUGAAUCCUUAAAUACUACAGACCACCUAAGGGCUGUCCGCCGGAACUCCUCUUUCAGCAGUGCGCGGUCACAGCCCGGUGACUUGAAGACCAAGCAGGCUGAUCAACUGGGCAUGGAGGGAUUGGAGACAGUCUCCAAUCUGUCCACCCAACGCAAUGGAAUUCCAGUGUCCACGGUUCGGCCAAAGCCCAUUGAAAAAUCCCAGUUCAUCCACAACAAUCUCAAGGAUCUCUAUGUUUCCAUUGCAGACUAUGAAGGGGAUGAGGAAACAGCAGGGUUUCAGGAAGGUGUCUGCAUGGAAGUCCUGGAGAGAAACCCAAAUGGUUGGUGGUACUGUCAGAUCAUGGAUGGUGGGAAACCGUUUAAAGGCUGGGUGCCCUCAAAUUAUUUGGAGAAAAAAAAUUAAUGUUGCAAUAUCUCUAAAUUCCCUAAUUUAUACUGUUCCUGCUAGGUACAUCCUGAAGAAAACAUUGGUAUACCCUCAAAAUAAUUUCUGUGCUCUAGUAUGUGCAAAGGGACUGAUUAAGCUGUCCUGACGACAAGAGUGUGCUGCAUUUGCAGAGCUUAAUGGGAUGAACGUGGCCUGAAGGAAAUAAAGAAAAAGAAGAAACAGCAUAGUCAAAUGCCCUUUCUGGGAGGAUGAUGUUGCUAAUCUGUGUAACAGGGUAUGAGAGCCCAUCUUUCCUCUUGUUAAUGGUAGGAAACCAAACGUGUGCCUUUGCGAGAGAUACACAAACUGAUGCCUCCACUUGGGGAAAUCGUUGGGGGGGAGUUUAGUGCCAAACAAUUUAGAAUUGCUGCUUCCUCUCUCCUUCCCCUCAUCUCUGCAUGGAAUAUCCGGAAGUUCUGAAUGUGUGUUCACAACUUUUCACUGUGCAGCGCAAGUGGGAAUUGGAUUCUGAAAUUGAAGCCCUUUCUAGAAGCUCAGAUUUUUUUUCACUCUUCUCAACAGUCAGUUCCAGCGUUGGAGCCUUUUCAUCGUGGAGAGAUUUGGUCUCCAACUUCAUCUGUGUUUUGUCACUAUUACUAAACCUCAGAAAUGAUGUUUAGGAGGGUUGGGUUGGUUUGGUUUGAUUUUUCUUGCUGCCUUUUUUUUUUUUUCCUGUCAACUCUUGAGUUGAGACUCCAGGUAUUCUAAGACUUGUAUGGCUAUCAGGAGCUUGCAAACACAUCACAGAAACAAGACUAUGGACACAAUUUUGUGAACAAUGCUUACUUUAAAGACUCCUUGUUAAGUUCAGUGUGGUGACUCCUGUCAGGAGAUCCAGGUUGAUUAUCUUUCCUGAGUUGGGCUUCUCCAAAUUGUUACCAUUUUUAAAUAUACAAAAUGCCCAAGGCCUCAAAGAAAAGCAAUCAAAUGUGUUACUCCUAUUUUCACUGUCUGAUACAAAUUGGAGCAUGUUCAUAGGACCCAUAAAGUGAUUGCAUUAGAAACAGCCAUAACCGGUUGCAACAUCAGUGUUUACAAAAAAGGCAGAGGGAAAGCCAUUGAACUCAGUCUGCACAAUCUUUAAUUUGUAUAUUUUGGGGGAGUUGUUUUUGUUUUUCCUGUGCAUUCUGGGUUUUUUUAUUGGUUUACCAAAACAUUUUUCUUUCAAUGAAAAUUAUAAUGGGAGUCAAUUUUGCAAUUGGUUUCCCACUUGAAUCCAAAAAGUAUAUUUGUACCGCGAAGAAUGCAUGCAAUUUUCAAGCUCAAAAACUCUAAAAACAAAGCAAUUAGGCAUACAAUGUGACUAACCAAAAAGCUGCCUCUUCUCCCCACCUCUUUUUCUUUCGUGUUAUUUAUAAAUUUAGUGUUUUAGAAAUGUGACACAUGGGGAGGAGGAAGGCCUUGGGAAAAAUAUACAAUCAUUUGGAAAGGACUUGGAUUGUGGAGUUAUUCCUAGGUAGCCAGCUCUUGUACUGUAAGCGUCAGUCGCUAUAAAUCCAUCCUGUAUUUGAGCAAGUCCUGCUUUUAGCAGUUUUUGUUGGUUUCAUUAACCAUUUAAGUGAAGAUCAAUGUCUGGCGGCUUAAGAGGCAGCAUUUUUGGGUUCUGCUUUAAAGGAGAAAAAGUCACGAGUUGUUGUAUUACUUGCCCUUUUUAUUUUCCAGCCAAACUUCAUGCCAGUUAUCAUUUGGCACUGAGAAGGUAAAGGGUAUGAUGAUUUAGUUAGCUGGAACGUGGGUGAGGGUGGGCCCUAAAAUAACACGUACCGAAUGUGUUAUCAGGGGAGUGUUUCACAGCCAAAAAAAAUUACACAAUUUACAAAUUCUUCUUGACUUUUUUUGGAUUUUUUUUUUAACUAAUCACCACAAAAACUUCAAGGGAAAGAUGCCUACAGCUGACAUGAUUGACAUCCCUUUGCUAGCUGAAAAACCAUUACAUUGCAAUCAAAGGCUGCAAAUGGAGCUCUCUUGAAAGUUCUACCCAUGAGAAAUAGUGGGUGAGGUGGGGAGGGUGUUCUACUUGUGUCCAGCGUAAGUCACAAGGGGGAGGUGUAUCUACACGACAGCCCAUAUCAAAAUGUGUAGAGUCCUCUCUACCUUAUGUUUCACUAUAUAUUUGUAUAUAUCCAGUUAACCACGUCGUACUGGAUGUCUGUCUGAGGCGCUGCAGUCCCAUCUCUCAUGCUUCUUCCAUUUUUAGUUGUACUAAUAUGGUAGCAGUCACUAAAGACUGCUGGAGCUGUUGUGAGGUUAUAAUAGAAGUAUUCUAUUCUUCUGCUGGACAGUAUUAAAUAGAGCAAUACAUAGUUAUCUGCUAGAUUGCAGUACUAACAGUAGUAACUUAGUGACUUGUAUAGUGUUGUUUUGAUUUAACAAUAAUGAUGCGGAAGUGGUUCAUUAUUUUGAAUUAAUGCACUUUAACAAUAAAAAAACCAAAAUGGAAGUCAACACAGUGAACUAAGUGCAUUAUUUAAAGGUGCAGUAUAUAAUUGUUCAUUUUUUAAAAGCACAUAUUUAUUAAAAUUAAUUUAUAAUUAUUUAAAAAUAUGCUAAAGUUUUGCUUUGACAGCACUUUUCAUGAGGUCAUCUCCCGAGGAGGCAAAAAAUACAGCUCCCAAUACUUCUGCAUUGAGCCACUGAACUUGCAAAAUACGGAACAGCGUGAAUUUGUGCUCUUGCUGAGAGAGCCAUGCUUCUGAUCAGAAAGAAAACCAUUUAGGAAUAUUCCCAUUGUAUCCAACAGAAAAAAUAAAAGGCCACAGAUACAAGAAAUCGGAGUGGGGGUGACCUCUGGUGGGGUAAUUGGAGCCUGCAAUGGGGCUGACUUGAUAUAAUCCUCCUGCAUGUUUGGGGGUCGGGUAGCUUUGAACACCUCCGAGACUGGGUUCUGGAAUCAGAAUUGCUCAAACCCCACUGUGACCUACUUGGUCCUGCCAGGAUCAAGCCUUUGCAAUCGGGGCCAUUAUUAAACUUUGUAACAUCAUUUGUCCCCCAUCCCUCUCCACCUGCCAGUCCAUGAAAUAUUUCCCCUACACCUUAAACCAGUAGGUUGCUUGUUCAGCCCUGAUUGAGGGACUUGGUUUAAUCUGUCUGUGUGACAUUGUGCGCAGCCAGUUCUCAACAACACAGUUGGCUGCAGCAUAGAAUGACUUGCAGCAGCAAGGUACAAAAGAACAUCAGUAAGUGCCUGCAAAUGCUGGUUUCUUGCAGGGAUUUUCUCGCCAGUUAGUUCUGCUCACCAGCCAUUGAUUACUCCUGUGAAGCUUCUUUCAGAUUUCAAAGAAGGAAACAGAGCUGAGAAGUUCGGCCCCUUUGUAACUCAGCCUCUUCCCCAUUAAAAAAAAAAAAAAUACACGCGUAUGCCCGACAGAAUGCAAAGUGACAAUAAAUGCAUUUGAUUUUAAAUGAGACUUGGAGAAAUGAAACGGAACUACAUGAAUGUCAGAUCCAGAUUACCUGCUAUUCAGCAAUGUUCAGAUCUAGGCUUCACUUGAAUGGGGUGGUGGUAUCAUAAUGUUUUUACAAAAGCAGCAACAUUAGUCUAUGUACUGUUGUUGCCAAACCAACUUCUCUCCCCCUCCCUCCCACUUAAAAAACACUGGACCUGAAAGAAAUUAGAGAUGAUGUUGAGUUUUAUUUUUGAUGACAGCACUUUUUUUUGUGUAGUCAAAUUCACUGUUUCCCUAUGUAGCCAGCUGUUUCCCCCUCUUGGUUGUUAAGAUCUUGCACAAAGUGACAGAGGAAACUCUCCCCCCGCCCCGACACAUCCCAAAAAAAUAAGAGAAUUGGAUUGCAAAAGAACAAAAAAAUGGCAGGACAACUGAGGAGAAGAUGAGGGAAGAGUUAAUGGCCCUUUAUUUUAACUGAAUUAGCCAAAACUGACACGAACGAUUUUUAAAUGUAUGUAUGAACCUCACUUGAUAGCAGCACAUAUAUAAAUCGGUGGUGGUGGGUGUUUUGUUUUGUUUUUGUUUUUUAACUGGAAACAAGUAAAAGAAAUUUGGAGAGCUACUGAAGUAUUUUGUGGAGUCAGAGUGCCCUCUUGUGGUCAAAGGAGAUGGGUGCUGCCAUUCUAUUGGGCUAAAUAAUUGCUUUGAUCCAGCCAUGCUUUCCAAAAAGUAAAAUGUGCCCAUUGAACCUGCAAAAGUCCAAGAUGCAUUUCAGUGAUACCAAAUUCCAAAUUCAAAAAUGUGAAAUUGUCUUGCUGUAUACUGCAACUUUAAUAAUAAUGAGCACUUCUGAGUUCGUUAUUGAGGUUUAUAUAAUGCCUGAAAAGUUUUCUUAAUCCAGAAAAGAACCUUUCCAAAUUAACUUUUUAAAAAUUUCUUAGCCUUAAAAACUUCUUAGCCUUAAUCACUUGAAGAUGGUUCCUAUUAAUUGGCUUAACCUUUAUGCCUUGCGAAAUAUGCAUUUUAAUAUACCUGUGUAUCAAUUACUAUACUUUGUAAAAUCCAAUUGUAUUGCAAAAAGACAUUAAGCAUACACUAUCUGGUACGGAUGUGUGUUCAUAUGUACUGAUUGCAAGUUUUCUUUUUUUAAAAAGUAUAUUAUGGUUUGAAUUUUUAGCAAGGACUGGAUAACUAAAGUUUAACUUUUGCUCAUAGUUGAAUGUUAUAAAUGGAAUUACUCCACAUUUACACAGGUGUAGCUAAAAUAAUAAUUUUGUCUUCAAAAGAUUCUUUCUUUAGUAAUGCUGUAAAUCUUGACGAAGGCGUUAUAUAAUUGUUUUAAUCACUUUCAGAUCUUAGUGCAUCAUAUGUUAUUGUAAUAUAUAUUCAUUGCUUUCCUCAGUUAAAGAAAAAAGUUACUGCUUUUAUUAUUUAGAAGAAACACAAGGGAAUUUGGUAAAGCAUUAUUUUCAUAUUACUAGUAUUAACAGAGUUAGAAUGUGUACUGUUUUUUGUUUUUUUUAAUUUUAGACCUUUUCAAGUACCUUGUUAAUUCGUAUUUUGCUAUGUUGUAUCUUACUAAUGGUUUUGUUACUUCCCCCCCCAAAAUAUUCUGCAUUCUCAAGAAAAAAAAUCCAAUGAGUGGAUAAGUGCAAUAUUCACAGAAUAAACAGGCUCCUCAGCCGGGACUUGGAGUGAAGCGCACAGUGUGAAACAUCUGUAAUUAUUUUCAAGACAUGCACUCCUAAGAAAAUGUUGGCGGAAUGGGAAGGCCACGGGUCAGUUUGAAGGAAACACAACUCUGGUGCAUAUGGAUUGUUGACUGUUGGUUUUUUUAUAGAAUGACUGUUUCAUAAGCAAAACACCUAUUAGCAAAAAUGCAGGGAUUAUACAUGCAUGUUGUAAGAGCCAUGCAUGGAAUAAGCAAAAAUGCCCUUAAUGCGUAAAAUCAGUACUGCCCUUUACGCAAUUACGCAUUAUUCUUGUAUCAUCGAUACAUAAUCGUCUUCUUUCAGUACAUAAUUUUCCAGCAAACUUCUCAUUCUAAAUUUUCAUAGUCUGAAGUUUAGCUAGGCAUUAAAACUUUUUAUCCUUUAGGUUUCAAUAGCAUCCUGUCCUUUGUUUAUUAAUAGGGCCACGUAACUUGCAAAAUAUUCUUCAACCUUCAUUUUUUGUCAAACCAGUUUUGUCAAAAUAAUUCACUAGUCUCUCUGUGGAGACUUAUUUGUGAAAUUUCUGAAGGCGUUGCCUUGAAACAAUGGGAAAGGUCACAUUUUGAUUUCAUAUUCUGAUGUGCAAAAAUAACAUCCGUUUUGUCAAAUGAAUGAUUUUGGAUCUGAAAUGUUGACAUUCUUGAAUUGGGAAAUUUCAAAAAAAGUUUUCAAUCCAGGGGACUACUUUGAGUGGAAAACGAAUUCCUUUUCACCCCAAAUAGCUCUAGUUUCCAAUAAACUACAAAAUCUCAUACCCUUCCAAAACCUGUAUAAUUUUCACCUUGUUCAAAUGAACUAUAAACUGGAGCUUCGGGCUUCCAGAUGUCAUUGAACAUUUCACCUUGCCCAGGCUAAUGUACUUAGGAAAAUUGCACUGCAACUCAAUCCUCCUUUCUCUUCCACCCGCGUUCACUGUUGCCCUGCGGUUACUUAGUCUUUUCAGAAACUUGUGCUAUUGUAGGCAAGUCCUUUGCAUUUAAACAGCAAAACUGAGCACGUCUGAUGGUCUUCUUCUGAACUCCUAUAAGGAUUUUAUUUCCGGAAAGGAACAAAGAGCCUAAUGGAGUAACCUCAUUUCAGUUUGCAGGGAGAGGUCUUGAAUCUCUUUUCAUGCUUUCCAAAUAUUAAGAGGAACUCCACUAACACCCAUGCAAGUUACUCUGAAGUAAAGCCAGUAUCAUGACGAGUUAGGCCCUGAGCGCACAGCCUGAAGGUUACUCUAACCUGGGUGGGGAUAUCUUGAGUUCAGAUAUCCUUCCCCAGAUCUUCAAAGCAAAAGAGACUGAUUUGAAAAGUGCUAACGUGACCUACUAUGACCCCCUUCACAGGUGGUUGUACUUAACACUUUAAUAUCAAGCGGAGUUCUGCUGCUAGUGGCUGGUAUCCCACAAACCAGCUCUCCCCUUAAAGAGCCAGGAAAUUGUCUGUCUGCUGGGGGAAGGGUUGCUGUAUAUAACUUCAGCAUUUAAGUUACAGAUUGUUUGCUCUGAGAGCAAAUGUGUGUCUGUGUAAAUUAUUUUAUGGUUUUGUUUCUGGUGGUGGCCGAGAGAUCAACAAGGCAGCUAUGUUGGAGAGCUGUGACUUGUUUUUAAACAUUUCAUGGCCCUAGCGUCCAUGUCCCAGUGCCUACGUUUCUCAGUCCAUUCAUACAUCUCAGUUUUGUUUUAAUUAUAAUCUCCGAUCAAGUACUGUACACGGGGCCUGAUCCUAAGUCCUCUGAAGCUCAUGAGUCUUUUCAUCCACUUCAGAAGCUUUGGAGGCAGGUCUCUAAUUUGCUGUUUCUUCACCUCCUCAGACCCAACUUGUAACCAAAUCCCGAGACUUCCGUAGAAACCUGCAUCUGAAAUUACAAACUUAGAUCCCUCGCUUUUUUGGAGGGGAUGAUGUAAAUGGGGUGUGUGUGUAUGUAUGGGUGCAUGUUGUGGUUGGGAAAUUGUUUUCACUAAUAUCCUCACUGUGGGAGCCCAAGUUCUGAUUUUCUUUCUGGAGGAAAAUUCCUGUUGAAAUAAAAAGCUGACCCAUGGGUAAUUUUCCCAUGGGGACUAUUGGGUCAGGCUCAAUACACUCAUAGGCAGAAUAAAUUAGUCGCUUCCAUUUUAGAGUCACGAGGCUGGGCUGGUCCCACACAGUGUGUUCAUAGUUUGUUCUUGCAUUCAGGUAGCUUUAAUUAUCAUUGGAGAGUGCAAUUUAAAUACACUUUGGUUUAAAGCUUCACACUGGCGUUUUACAGACCUGUCCUUUUGCAGCAUAAGCCACUGCUGUCCUGUGUUGAGACUCCUGUUUGUUACUGAAUCGAAACAAGGGUUGGGAGGGUGGGGAUGGGGGGAAAGAGAAUAAGAAGGAAAAUUUGGUAAGACAAAAGAGGUAACUGGAUGACGGGAGAAGAGGUGAUUAGAUAAAGGUAAAAUUUGAACUGGGAUGUUUCUUCUUAAGGCCAUAAAUUAUUGGGUUUGACACUGCAGGUGCUUUUGCUAUGUUUUUUUUUUUUUUAAACUCUGUCAUUGCUCCGUGUUAGUCAGUAUAUUUUAUUAUUGCCCAAUCACACAGCUUGAUAAAAUGACAACUUCCAUCCUGAUGUUCAUGAUCGGCUGAGGUAAGACAAACAUGGUGUUCAUUUGUUUUUAAUCAAGGAGCCUGGUGCGUGUGGGAGACCUUGACACUGUCUAGGAUCAUCAGAAGGUCAAAGCUGGCCAAGUCUUUUCCUGAUCCACUUAGAGCAACCCUUAUCCAAGCAGUCCCACUUUGUAUGUUGUGAAAUAGCCUGUUGCUAGUGACACUACUGGGAAACGUAUGAGGUUUUUAUACCUUGUACACUAUUAUUUUGCUCUUCUGAUACUUUUUGUAACCAGCUAAGCCCCUCUCUCUGCUUCUCUUGUUCUUUUCUUCCCCUAGAGUCAGGAGUGGGCAAACCAGCUGGUAUUUGUUAAGUUCCAGAGAUUUCCAAAAGGUUAAGUUUGUAACAUUUGCAGUUAAUGUUCAGUUUCACCAAAUAUUUCAUCUGUAGCUGUAAGGCCUAGACUUCUACAGAUCAGUGUAAUCUAUAAACUCUAAACCCUUCAAGUGUGACCAAUUAUGUUCUGAAUCUAGACCUUGUGACAUUCAAGUAGGGUCAAGUUCUUCCAUCCCUAGAAGCAGUCUUCUUCCUGAACCAAAAAAGAAUUCUCAUUCUCACAAUACAAUUUAAUGAUUGGAAUAAAAUAGGACUGUUGAAAAAGGAGAAUGAAAAACAAUAGAUAAACACAAAAUGACCGGAAAAAAUGGUUGCCAGUGAAGGAAAAUGUCAGAAAAGGACCAAGUUUCUAAUUGUUUCCAUUCUCUAGGCAGUUUCUCAGUUCUAGGAGGUACUGGAUAAGCUCACUGAAAAGGGAGGAAAAAUUACUUGUGGUGAAUUUGGGGGGUAAGGAGUAAUUUUGCAAGCCAGGUCUGUCUUCAUUGCACUUGCUUUUUCUGUUCUGGGACUCAGUACAUGAUCCCGCACGCAUGUAACUCAGUUCAGAGUAGCUCCGGUUUGGUUUGUUCUGAAUUUGUCUAAGCGCUCAAUCGUUAACUUCUUGUCAUACAUCAAAAUGCUGUCUCCUUAUUUUACAGUUGUGUAAUUACAAACAGUAUCUGUUUUCCCAUGGAUGGCAGUGUUUUCAAGAGGAUUCUCUAGUUCUCAGGAUUUAAAAUUUUGUAUCUAUCUAAAUGAAUCUCAACAACUUGAUCACUUGCUUGUGUUGCCUUUGAGAAUUAGGUCAGAUUUUUCAAAUGUGGGUCCCUAAAUUCGUGUUUAGCGUGUUUAAGUGGUCCUAUUUUCAAAAGUACUACACAGUCAGUUUCUAGUAAAACCAGUGCCAGCUGUGCGCAGUGAGUAGUUCUGAACAUUGGGAUUUUGAUUUGGGCGCAAAUCAAGGCCAUACAGCACUUUUUAAACACUUCAGCAUUGCCUAUCCAGGUGUAAAAUUUUGUGAGCAUCAAAGUAUGCUGUUCAGACCUCAAUGUAUCAGGCAUCCAGGUUUGAAAAUGUAAAAAGCCCAAACAGUGUGGGACUUGGUUGGAAACACCAUGUUGUGGAUUUUGUAGGUGUCUGUUUUGAAUGGGACCAUAAUUACUGGACACUUACCAUUGCUGUCUACUGGUUUAAGUUUCCCUUGACUGAGAGGUGGGAAUAUUAGCAUCUGAGAGAGAGAGGUUUUUGAGAGAAUGUUGGUGGCAAGCGAUAGAGAAAUGUGUGGCUGGUCUAGGUGAGUGUGUAGGGUUGUCAUUGUUUGUUUGUUUUUUAAUAUGGAAGCCGUUUCAUUUGGGGUUGUGUGGAAGUUGAUGUGGUUUCUGUUGCAGUAUAAAUGAAAGAAGAAUUGAAACUUUUAAAGAGAGGAUGAAGGCGGGAGUUAGUUCAGCUUGUUUUGGGAGCGGUGAAAUAAAGCAGUGAUGGUAUUUACUGAUCAUUCCCAAGAAAGAAAGGGGGGGAAAAAAAGGAGAAACAAUUUUUCAAAAAAAAAAAAAAAAAAA
Pelodiscus sinensis (Chinese soft-shelled turtle) is the source of this 12730-nucleotide messenger RNA. The record is from RefSeq and is a predicted model, not a curated record. NCBI's taxonomy places the organism in Eukaryota, Metazoa, Chordata, Testudines, Trionychidae.